UGGCGCCGUUACUGUGAAGUUCAAAGGUCCGGACUCCUGUAGGUGUUCAUAAACGCCCAGCACACAUAAAUCAGGCAGUGAGAGGAGCCACUGAUCUAUACUGUAGUUUAAUUUUUACCACAUUUACAAACGCAAUGGCGCGAGUGGAAGUAACCAAUGUGACUGUUUCUCAGGGGCUUCGUAUGCUGUUCAGUUUAAUGACUCCUAAUGAAUCCUCAUUCACGACUGUACAAGAGGUGCCGACAUAUGUCAACCAGGCCACACCAUAUUUCAUUGGUUUGAUAUUAUUGGAGAUUGUUUUGGGAUGGUUAAAGACAGAUGGCCCUCGCAUCAAGAUCAACGACUUCAUCACGUCUUUGUCCGCAGGGAUGAUGUCCCGUCUGCCUCAGCUCAUGAUGAGAAGUUUGGAGCUGUCAGCUUAUAUUUAUGUCUGGAACAACUUCCAUAUAUUGGAGCUUCCCUGGGAUUCAGCUUGGACGAGGUGGCUUGCGUUUCUUGGUGUGGACAUGGGAUACUACUGGUUCCAUCGAUUUGCCCAUGAGUUAAACUUCCUGUGGGCUGCCCAUCAGGUUCACCACAGUUCUGAAUACUACAAUCUGUCGACAGCACUUCGCCAGUCUGUCACCCAGCAGUUUUCCUCAUGGGUGUUUUACCUUCCUUUGGCACUGAUGGUGCCUUCGUAUGUAUUUGCAGUGCACAUACAGUUUAACCUGCUGUAUCAGUUCUGGAUUCAUACUGAGCUGGUCAAAAAUCUUGGACCUCUGGAGUGGAUCCUAAAUACUCCCAGCCACCAUAGAGUUCAUCAUGGGCGAAAUCCAUAUUGCAUCGAUAAGAAUUAUGCGGGAAUUCUGAUCAUAUGGGACAGGAUGUUUGGUACGUUCACUCCUUAGAGUGAUAAAGUUGUCUAUGGGCUCACACACCCAAUCAGCACAUUUGAAAUCUGGACUGUCGAG
Messenger RNA from Sinocyclocheilus grahami, 953 nucleotides. RefSeq names its product alkylglycerol monooxygenase-like. Gene Ontology annotation, cellular component: endoplasmic reticulum. Bases 135 to 890 code for a protein of 251 amino acids. The record is from RefSeq and is a predicted model, not a curated record. The transcript has 8 exons. Gene Ontology annotation, molecular function: iron ion binding; glyceryl-ether monooxygenase activity. Gene Ontology annotation, biological process: lipid biosynthetic process. NCBI's taxonomy places the organism in Eukaryota, Metazoa, Chordata, Actinopteri, Cypriniformes, Cyprinidae.